AUGGCAAGAAUAUCAUGCAAGUUAAUUGUUGGCAGGCGAGUUAGCUGUAGAGCAUCGGUAUUACCAAAGGAAAUAAUUGAACAAAAUUUACAAGAACGUAAAAGAAAUUUGAAAAACCUACGUCUUUAUGGCACAAUUGUUGGAGAGCUAACUGCAGAAAGACGCCGAAAAUAUCAAGUUCGUUUUGAAGAAAUUGGAAAUAUUACUGUAGAUGUUCUUGCAGGUAAUCUAAAGUAUGAAAAACAAGCCACUCCAAAUAGAGAAGAAUUAGUUACAGAAUCGUCAUUGACUUUACCAGCUUACGAAGAUAUUUCUUAUAGUAGUGAUGAUAGUGAAAAUGACUUAGAAGAAAACAAUGAUAGAAAUGACAUGGAUGUAAUUGACCUUAUUGUUACAGUAAACUGGCGUGAGCAACAAAUAACUAUUGACCAACGUGCAAUUUAUCUUGCAUACAACCAAGAUUGCAAAAUUAAUAUUCCAUCAGUAAGUUUGGCUUCGCCAUAUGAAUUAUUUCGCCGAUAUCUUCCACUAGAUUAUAUUGAACAGUUUGUAAUUAAUUCUAUUAAUAAACGUGAAAGAGUUACUUCAAAUUGGACAAAUAUAACUAUUAAUGAAUAUAUGAGAUGGUUAGGCUUAUGGGUGUUAAUGUCCGUUUUUCUAGUUGCUGAUCGUCGUUUUUAUUGGAGAACAAAUCAAGAACAGACACAGCCUAUACCAUUAUUCAAUUUUCAACAUUGGAUGAGUCGUUCACGAUUUGAACAAAUAGUGUUAUACCAUACUUUAAUGAUGCCAAGUGAAUUAGAAACUCCGGAUCUUAAUGAUCCUUUAUAUUCUGUUUGCAGUUUUAUUAACAAUUUUAAUAACAACCUAGUUGAAGCUAUAAAGCCUGGAAAUACUUUAUGUGUUGACGAAUCCAUGGCGGAUUUAGGGUUAGGGUUUCGAAACCCUGUGAGAAAAAGAAAAUCGAAAAAAAAGCAGUUUGUAUCAGAAUAUGGUAGUACUGCUGCCUAUGUACUUCGAUUAGCACGGCCAUGGUUUGGAAGUGGGCGUACUAUAGUUGGUGAUAGUUGGUUUGGGUCACCAAAGGUUUGCUUGCUUUUAAUGCAAAACGGAUUAUAUGGUAUCUUUCAUAUUAAGAAAAAACGUAGCUGGCCUCUUAAUUAUCCCCAUGACAUGAUUCAAAAACUUGAAAAUACGUAUGGAUCGUAUUUCUCAAAAGUUGCAAUUGUUAAUGGUGUAUAUUUAAUUGCGGCUUCUUUAAAAGAUAGAAAACCACAGUGCAUUAUUGCAACAGCAUCAACUACAACACAAGGUGAUGAAGUUGAACGUAUAGUCAAGGAUCAUAAUAAUUCGUCAUUGGUUAAAUUUAUACGGUCUAAAAUCUUUUCUGAAUACUCUUCUUCAAAAGAUUGGCAGAUACGUGUAUUGGCCUUUUUACUUGGAGUUGCUGAAGCCAAUGCAUUUUUAUCAUUUAAAAAAUGGCGUGAAGGAGCACAUGAUACUUCGCAUUUUGAUUUUAGACGACAAUUGGCAUUUGAAAUUCUUAAUGAAGAUUACCUUAAUUUAAGGAAUCCAUCACCAAAUAAAAAGCAAAAAGCUCCAACUGAACUACAGCACAAAUUAUUACCUCUUCCAAAAAAAAAAAAGACCCGAAAUAUUACAACUUACCCGCAGCUUCGCUGCAUAUAUUGUGGACCGAUCUUGGGCAAUUUAUAA
This is a messenger RNA of Ambispora leptoticha, 1716 nucleotides long. The record is from the annotation of a GenBank genome assembly. Lineage: Eukaryota; Fungi; Glomeromycota; Glomeromycetes; Archaeosporales; Ambisporaceae.